Molecule: messenger RNA, 1494 nt
Organism: Dreissena polymorpha
Lineage: Eukaryota; Metazoa; Mollusca; Bivalvia; Myida; Dreissenidae
Product: pyrokinin-1 receptor-like
Exons: 4
Coding region: 1-1494 (497 amino acids)
Biological process (GO): neuropeptide signaling pathway
Cellular component (GO): plasma membrane
Molecular function (GO): neuromedin U receptor activity
Source: RefSeq, a predicted model, not a curated record
AUGGAAACUCAAACAUUAAAUGCUACGUAUUUUAGUUCUGAAAACGUGACAGAGAGUAGCAAUAUUACUUCAACUGACAAUAUUGAAGAUAUACUGUUACAGAACCUUGGUGCAAGACGAAAGGACCUAUCAACAGUAGUAAUUCUUACAUCUCUUUACUUAAUAAUCUUUAUUACCGGAUUACUCGGAAAUAUCAGUACAUGUACAGUCAUAUGGAAAAAUCAAUACAUGCACACGGCAACAAACUUUUACCUCCUAAACCUGGCGGUGUCCGAUGUACUCACAUUAUUAAUUGCAUUACCACCAGAAGUAUUCUCCAUUUGGGAAGCAUAUCCGUGGCGUUUUGGUGAAACGUUCUGUAUACUGAAAUCAUACGUCAUGGAGUUGACGUCAUAUUCGUCUGUACUAACAAUAACGUGUUUCACAAUAGAACGGUAUUUAUCUAUAUGUCACACAAUGAAGUAUCAACACAAAUGCCUGAUGAAUAGAGCCAAAAAGUGUAUAUGUGUUAUUUGGGCCGUCUCUGGGCUUAGCGCCCUACCGUACCCAGUUCAUACAAGAUCGUUCUACUAUUUGUCUGAUCCCCGAACUGGCCUGCAUAUACCUGACUCUCUAGUAUGCAACAUUCCUCACAUAUGGACAGGCAGGAUGCUCAUUGUGUUCCAACUAUCAACGUUUGGCUACUUCAUUAUUCCAAUGAGUAUAAUAACCUUAAUGUACAUACUUAUUGGAGUAAAGCUUAAGCGAUCAGAGAUAAGCACACACGAAAGCCGGCAAUAUGGAAAGUCAACUUCUGUGAAAGCACGAAGGGCUAUACUUAAGAUGUUAGUGGCAGUUGUAGUUGCAUUCUUCCUUUGUUGGGCUCCAUUCCACGCACAAAGGCUCAUGACGUUGUAUAUUAAACAAUGGACACCUGCUCUAAUAGAGGCACAAGAAUAUCUAUUUUAUGCGUCAGGAUUGCUUUACUUUGUAAGCUCCACAGUUAAUCCGAUUCUGUAUAACGUCCUGUGUAAAAAAUUCAGGAUAGCUUUUAAGCGAACGAUGUGCAGAUGUCUGUUGAAAAUAAAUACACUUCCGUCGUUGUAUAAGCUCAAAGCUAAAUUUAAAACUAACCAUAUGGAAAAUGAACAUUUUCAACACGGUAUUCAAACUUGUGCAAACGACCAAAACACAACUGAAAAUGAAAUUUCGAAGCGCAGAAUAAUUUGCUACAGAUUUCAUGGACCGAAUACAAAGAGUAGUCCAACAGUUGACAAGCCAUCUACGAAGGAAACGACAAUAAACAAAACUAGUCGUAAAACGUCAUACAGUUCCCACGCUCACUCGGACGGGGAACUUCAUGCAUUAUGUCGACAUAAAUGGUGUGCCAGUAGAAAGCAUGUUGCUUUUAAAAGUUUACCAAUAUCACGUGUGGUUGCUUCUAGCCAAGAAAUGGAAACUUUGAGAAAGCCAAAAAUAACAUAUGUUUGUUUUCAACACAAAUCAGAACGAUGA